AUGGCGACAUGGGCGGGCGGCCGCGUGCUAUCCAACUCUGCCGUCCUUGAGACCAUCUCCAGCUUCGCCACCAGCCAAGCCGAUCUAGGAGCGGACGAUGCCGGGGCUGCCAAGCCGACGGGAGCAUCCCGGGAGGACAGCGAGCUGGCGGCGACGCCCAGCGCCGACCCUGAGCUGUGGGCAGCCAUCUACGACAGCCUGGAGGAGCAGGCGAAGCAGCGGCGGCGCCAGCUGGCGCGCCACCUGUCCGACGCGAGCCCCGAGCUGGCGGGCCGCCUGCGCCAGCAGCGCGUGGAGCAGAUGCGGUGCAGCGCGGAGGGCGUGACCUACUUUGAGGAUCCAGCUCCGGCAGCCGGCGGCGGCUCGGGCCUGGUGCUGCCCUCCUUUGCCGGCUACCCGGCCGCGGUGCGGGAGGCGGUGCUGACCCAUCUGUGCAACGCCUUUCUGCAGCAGGAGGCGGAGCAGGAUGGAAUCAUCAACAGCAUACCCGGCUGCACCGCCCAGCUGGUGCUGGCCACCCUGGGGGACGGCAACUGCCUCAGCCACGCCUGCAGCCUGGGCCAGUGGGGGAUCCACGACCGCGACAGCCGCCUGCGCAGCGCCAUUCAGGCCACCAUGGCGCACCCGCAGGCCGGCCCGCACAUCCGCGUGCGGUUUGAGCGGCAGCUGGCGCUGAAUGGAAUACCGCAGAACGCCCCUGUUGACAGCAUCCCCUCCCUCUUUGCAAACGCAGAGGUGCCCUGCCCGCACGUGAUGGUUGAGCUGCUGGGCAGCAUCUACCUGCGGCAGGCUGCAGAGCAGCAGCAGCAGGAGCAGCAGCAGCAGGAGGAACAGGCAGAGCAGCAACAUGAAGGCCGAUGA
Messenger RNA from Chlorella variabilis, 861 nucleotides. RefSeq lists its product as hypothetical. NCBI's taxonomy places the organism in Eukaryota, Viridiplantae, Chlorophyta, Trebouxiophyceae, Chlorellales, Chlorellaceae. The record is from RefSeq and is a predicted model, not a curated record. Bases 1 to 861 code for a protein of 286 amino acids. The transcript is spliced from 5 exons.